AUGAAUGUAGGAGUAGAGUUACAUGUCGACAACAGGGCAAAGGUAGAGGUAGGGAAAAACAGAGUGUAUGGUGUAUGGUGUAUGGUGUAUGGGCUUCUAUGGAUUAAGUGGGUGAUGGCGGGGUUGGUUAAGAAUAAGUUUUGGGCGUGGGCGGAAAUUUGUAAUAAGAAAAGCUAUCUUAAGCUUCUUGACAUUCGUGAUAAAUUUAUCCUAUAUUGGCCAGCUGAGCUAUACACUGCUGUUCCAAGUCGACCCUUCUUUCCAAGGGGAUUUUUGUGGGAUGAAGGUUUUCACCAAUUGUUGAUCUGGCGCUGGGAUAUUCACAUAUGCUUUGAUAUUAUUGGACACUGGUUAGAUUUGAUGAAUAUUGAUGGAUGGAUACCACGUGAGCAAAUACUAGGUGCUGAAGCUCUGAGUAAAGUCCCAGAUGAAUUUGUGAUUCAGCAUCCGAGUAAUGGUAAUCCACCAACUCUAUUUUUGGUGUUGCAUGAUCUAAUCAAUGGUUUGAAGAAAAACAAGUUCACUGCCAUUGAAAGUGAUGAGAUCUCUUCAUUCUUCAAACUGGCUUUUGUUCGUCUUGAAGCAUGGUUCCAAUGGUUUAAUACUACCCAAUCAGGGAAGGAGAUUGGCACAUAUUUCUGGCAUGGGAGAGACAACACCACAACUCGCGAACUAAAUCCAAAGACACUGUCAUCUGGGCUUGAUGAUUAUCCCCGUGCUUCACAUCCAAGUGAAGAUGAGCGCCACUUGGAUCUCAGAUGCUGGAUGCUUCUUGCGGCAGAUUGCAUGAAUUCCAUCUUGGAAUUGUUUGAGAAAGAACAGAAACUAAAAAAGGAUUAUAGCUCAACAGUUAAGCUGCUUUCAGAUUUUGAAGUUCUAAAUCAGAUGCACUAUGACGAUACAUAUGGAGCAUAUUUUGACUUCGGAAAUCAUACAGAAAAGGUUCGAUUACGUUGGAAAGAUGUGAUUACAGGAAACAAUUAUGCAACUCGAGAGCUUGUCCGUGAAGUAUUAGACAAGCCAAAGCCAAGCCUAGUUCCUCAUGUUGGAUAUGUCAGCCUUUUUCCAUUAAUAUGGAGAAUCAUCCCUCCUGUAAAACAGUUUGAUCUAAUUUCAAAUAGAAGCAUUUUAUGGACGGAUUAUGGGCUACGCUCUCUUGCAAAAACAAGCUCCAUCUACAUGAAACGCAACACAGAGCAUGACCCACCUUAUUGGAGAGGUCCAAUAUGGAUGAACAUGAACUACAUGAUUCUUUCUGCACUAUUCCAUUACUCAGAAGUGGAUGGACCAUUUAGAGAUAGAGCAAGGAGUAUUUACGAGGAGUUGAGAGAGAAUUUGAUGAGAAAUGUGAUUCACAACUAUUACCAGACUGGAUACUUGUGGGAACAGUAUGAUCAGAAGACAGGAAAAGGGAAAGGGACACGUCUAUUUACUGGUUGGACAGCUCUCAUCCUAUUAAUUAUGGCUGAAGCUUACUGAAACCCCUUAGGUUUUUUUUCACGGAAGAUAAUAUUCUUAAGUUAAAAACAAAAUUUUAGUACUCAACGAGACAAAUCUCUGUUGUAAAAGGUUUUGUGCUCAAUUUAAAUGGAAAUACUAACUUAGAAGGAGACCAUCCCAAUUCAAGGUAAAAUGACCAUAGAAGUAUUUUGAGGGGAACUUUCUCCAUAAGAAACGAUUAGACAGGCCCUUUUAUGUGUGCCAUGUUGUUGAAGAUCUUAAUUUUACGAAGCUACAGGCCUCUGAAAAUAGCAACUUCUGGCCUGCCCUAUUUGUUUUUGAGAAGACCAUCACUUGGCUGCGCCGGACAGGGAAAAAGAAAAUGAUUGCUAUUUCACAAUUAUUGGCUAGAUACAAGUAGUAGUGGAGAUUGAGCUUAUGCUAAUAUUUCAGUAUCCCGUUGAUCUCAUUCAAAUACUGUUGAGUUUGACUUGCUACUGUAAUCGUGAGUUUGAGUUUUAUUUGGUUUUUUUCAGUCUCAUUUAAAGGAAUCCAAAUUCAGGUUGAAUUUAGAAAUAGAUCAGUAAAAACAAAACCUCAUUGGAUUUGAACUUGGGGUUCUACUCUUUUCAAAUGAUUAUAUUACCUUGUUACUAUUA
This is a messenger RNA of Carica papaya (papaya), 2099 nucleotides long. NCBI's taxonomy places the organism in Eukaryota, Viridiplantae, Streptophyta, Magnoliopsida, Brassicales, Caricaceae. The record is from RefSeq and is a predicted model, not a curated record.